Molecule: messenger RNA, 695 nt
Organism: Umbelopsis ramanniana AG
Lineage: Eukaryota; Fungi; Mucoromycota; Umbelopsidomycetes; Umbelopsidales; Umbelopsidaceae
Exons: 2
Coding region: 29-385 (118 amino acids)
Source: RefSeq, a predicted model, not a curated record
ACUUUGACUGCUUUCCUCCCUUCUACUGAUGAGCAACCUCAAUUGGUGUACGUUCUGUGAUAAUGCCAUCAAUCCCUUCUCGAAUUCUCUGUAUUGUAGCGAGGCUUGCUUAAGAGGAGACGCUUUAAAUCACCACCCCUUGCUGGGAUACGACUUUUCUGAACUUCAAGAUUUUCCUCGUAGGGCUAGCACCAGUCAAUCGCCAGCACUAUCAAUAUCAGGAUCGUCCAUAGCUUCGUCGCCUAUACCAUCCUACACUUUACCAUCGCCAUUGCCAUCCUCAUCUCAGAUGAAUCUCCCUCCCAAAUUAUCUCCGCCGCUAUUUGAGUUGGGCCAACCCGCCUUAGUUAAACAGCCAUUUCCCAAACGCUCUUUUCACGUAUGAAGAACACAAAAGCAAAUCAAGGUGUCAUCAGCUACACCUGUGUAAAUAGAUACCCUCAUAGCCUUUGAUCUUUUCGGCUCUGAAUUUGAUUCUUUAAGUUUUUGCUUUUCCAUGAAUUUUACCCCCGCUCUGUCGUUCGUUGUUUUUGAUGCAUUCAUUGCCUUUACCCAAAGUGUACAUGUUUUUGGUUUAUACAAUCUUUUUGUUUGCACAUUAUAAUCUCUUCUCUUCACAUAUUUCACCCCACCUCCAAAAAAAACCCCAAAUGAUGAUAUAAAACGAAUUAUUUUUUUUAAAAAAGAAGUUAACA